AUGGCAGCCAACAGCACCUACGCUCUGUCCCAGAGCCACCGGGACAUGCUCGAGAAGUCUCUAGUUGAGUCCGACCCCGAGGUCGCUGAGAUCAUGAAGAAGGAGAUCCAGCGCCAGCGCGAGUCCAUCAUCCUCAUUGCCUCCGAGAACGUCACCUCCCGCGCCGUUUUCGACGCCGUCGGCUCCCCCAUGUCCAACAAGUACUCCGAGGGCUACCCCGGCGCCCGCUACUAUGGUGGCAACCAGCACAUUGACGAGAUCGAGACUCUGUGCCAGAAGCGUGCCCUCGAGGCCUUCCACCUCGACCCCGCCAAGUGGGGUUGCAACGUCCAGACUCUCAGUGGCAGCCCUGCCAACCUCCAGGUCUACCAGGCCCUCAUGCCUCCUCACGGCCGUAUCAUGGGUCUGGACCUGCCCCACGGUGGUCACUUGAGCCACGGCUACCAGACCCCCGCCAAGAAGAUCUCCGCUGUCUCGACCUAUUUCGAGACCAUGCCCUACCGGGUGAACGAUGCCACUGGCAUCAUCGACUACGAUGAGCUUGAGAAGGAUGCUCAGCUCUUCCGCCCCAAGGUCCUCGUUGCCGGUACCUCGGCUUACUGCCGUGAGAUCGACUACGCCCGCAUGCGCAAGAUCGCCGACUCGGUCGGUGCCUGGCUCCUGGCCGAUAUGGCCCACAUUGCCGGUCUCAUCGCCGCCGAGGUGAUCAAGUCUCCCUUCGAGUACGCCGACAUCGUCACCACCACCAGCCACAAGUCUCUCCGUGGUCCCCGCGGCGCCAUCAUCUUCUUCCGCAAGGGUGUCCGCUCUGUCGACCCCAAGACCGGCAAGGAGAUCAUGUACGACCUGGAGGGCCCCAUCAACUUCUCCGUCUUCCCUGGCCACCAGGGUGGCCCCCACAACCACACCAUCACCGGUCUGGCCGUUGCCCUGAAGCAGGCUGCCACCCCCGAGUUCAAGGACUACCAGAAGCAGGUCGUUGCCAACGCCAAGACGCUCGAGAACAAGUUCAAGUCUCUGAACUACACCCUGGUCUCUGACGGCACCGACUCCCACAUGGUCCUGCUUAACCUCCGCCCCUUUAACCUGGACGGCGCCCGUGUCGAGGCCGUUCUGGAGCAGAUCAACAUUGCCUGCAACAAGAACAGCAUUCCCGGCGACAAGAGCGCUCUGACCCCCUGCGGUAUCCGUAUCGGUACUCCUGCCAUGACCAGCCGUGGCUUCUCCGAGAAGGACUUUGAGCGUGUCGGUGACUACAUCGACCAAGCCAUCAAGAUCUGCCGUGAGGUCCAGGAUUCUCUGCCCAAGGAGGCCAACAAGCUCAAGGACUUCAAGGCCAAGGUUGCCAGCGGCUCCGUCCCCAAGAUCAACGAGCUCAAGAAGGAGAUCUCGGAGUGGUGCAUCACCUUCCCCCUCCCUGUCGAGGGCUGGAGGUACGAGGCCGGCAUUUAA
Thyridium curvatum is the source of this 1452-nucleotide messenger RNA. RefSeq lists its product as uncharacterized. Lineage: Eukaryota; Fungi; Ascomycota; Sordariomycetes; Thyridiales; Thyridiaceae. The record is from RefSeq and is a predicted model, not a curated record. Gene Ontology annotation, cellular component: cytoplasm. Gene Ontology annotation, molecular function: serine binding; pyridoxal phosphate binding; zinc ion binding. The coding region runs from base 1 to 1452 and encodes 483 amino acids. The transcript has 3 exons. Gene Ontology annotation, biological process: tetrahydrofolate interconversion; folic acid metabolic process; L-serine catabolic process.